This is a messenger RNA of Colletotrichum karsti, 1917 nucleotides long. RefSeq names its product oxidoreductase molybdopterin binding domain-containing protein. The coding region runs from base 1 to 1917 and encodes 638 amino acids. The record is from RefSeq and is a predicted model, not a curated record. Lineage: Eukaryota; Fungi; Ascomycota; Sordariomycetes; Glomerellales; Glomerellaceae. The transcript has a single exon. Gene Ontology annotation, cellular component: mitochondrion. Gene Ontology annotation, molecular function: molybdenum ion binding; oxidoreductase activity.
AUGCAAGCGCCGCGGCGUCUAUUUAGCGAGCUUUUACAGCUCUCGACCCGGCGGCCCGUCCCUCCUCGACCGCGACACGCCCCCGUUGCCGCCGCUGUUGGUCCUGGCCGCGUCUUCGCCGCUCCUCGUCAGCCAGGUUCUCUUCAGGCUCGCCUCUUACACGCCUCUGCUUGCUCGAGACACCCCCGACCGACAUCCGCCUCCUCAGCGAAGCUCGAGACUGGAGGUACCGCUCCCCAGGCACAAGAACAUGGAUCGAAGCAGCAUCAGCAGAGACCCCCACGGCGUAGAGGCCCAGCUGCCGUCCGUACCCUCCUCGCUAGCGGCGGGCUGCUGUCUCUCUUCAUUGGCCUCUCGGAGCCCUUCCACGUCCCCCAAGAAGACGAUGUGGACGCCUCCGGAUCGGCACCCUCGACCGAUGACCGCGACCCGUCCCUCCCUCGCUUCCGGCUGACCGACGUCCGGAAGCACGACGCAAAGUCCGGCAGCCCGUGGGUUACACAAGGCGACAAGGUCUACGAUAUCACGGAUUGGGUCGGAGCCCACCCCGGAGGUGAUGUCAUUCUCCGUGCUGCCGGGGGCAGUAUCGAUCCGUACUGGGACAUCUUCACCAUCCACAAGUCGCCCCACGUCUACGAGAUUCUGAACCAGUAUCUGAUUGGCUUUAUCGAUGCGGCCGACCUCGUUGACGGCAAGCCUGCCACCAAAGAAAUCGAGGAUCCCUUCAAGGCCGACCCGAAUCGUGACCCGAGACUCAUCACUCUGACUCCUAAGCCUCGCAAUGCCGAGACGCCCGUGGAGGGUCUGGCAGACAGCUACCUCACUCCUAAUGAGCUCUUCUACGUGCGUAACCACAUGUGGGUUCCCGAGGUCGACGAUACCUCGGACUACACCUUAAAGAUUGAACUGCUCGACGGGACUAUCAAGGAGUACACUUUGGAUGAUCUCAAGACCAAGUUCAAGCCGUCGACCAUCGUGGCCGUUCUUCAAUGCUCGGGCAACCGCCGAAGUGACAUGACCCGCAACGCGAAAAAGACCAACGGCCUACAAUGGAAUGUCGGUGCCAUUUCUUGCGCCGAAUGGCAGGGCGUGAAGCUCUCUGACGUCCUCGCUGACGCCGGCGUUCCGGUUCACCAAGCGUUCGCCGGGGACACCGAGGCCAAGCAUGUCCAGUUCAUGGCCCUUGAGGCCUACGGCGCGUCGAUCCCCAUCGAGUCGGCCCUUGACCCCCGUGGAGACGUCCUUCUCGCUUACUCCAUGAACGGCAAGCCUUUGCCGAGAGAUCACGGUUACCCGCUCCGCGCCCUCGUGCCAGGCCAUGUUGCUGCUCGAUCCGUCAAGUGGCUGAGUCACAUUACGGUUUCGGACGAGGAGAGUUACAGCCAGUGGCAGCGUAAGGACUACAAGUGUUUCGGACCGAACGAGACGAAGCCCGACUGGGACAGCGCGGCUCCGAUCCAGGAGAUGCCCAUCACGAGCGCCAUCACCACCGUCAGGCUGGGUGACUGGACGGACAAGGUCGAGGAUUCCAAAGUCAGCGGACGUGAGGCUUCUCUCAAGGGAUACGCCUACUCCGGCGGUGGCCGCAAGAUCGUGCGCGUCGACGUGAGUCUCGACAACGGAAAGACGUGGGACCAGGCGGAGCUCCUCGACGAGCCCGGAGUCCCGCCCAAGUCCGGGUCCAAGUCGUGGGCCUGGAAGCGCUGGCGGUACGACGGCGUCGUGCCCCUUGGCGAGCCGGGGGAGAAUGGCAAGAAGUGCACGACUUUGCUGGUAAAGGCCACGGACGAGGCGUACAACUGCCAGCCGGAGAGCUACGCCGCCAUCUUCAACCAGCGUGGCAACUUGGCCAACGCCUGGCACCGUUUGAAGAUUUGCUCCGAUUGUGCCAAGCAGGCUUUGGUCACUGGCAAAUGA